AUGGGCGAGCGCAAGGUCCUGAACAAGUACUUCCCACCCGACUUUGACCCGUCCCUCGUUCCGCGUCGGAAGAGGCCGAAAAACGAGCAAGUGGAGGUGCGCAUGAUGCUGCCGUUCUCCAUCCAGUGCGGGACCUGUGGCGAGUACAUGUACCGAGGCAAGAAGUUCAACUCGCGCAAGGAGGAAGUGCUGGAGGAGACUUACCACGGCAUCCGCAUCUACCGCUUCUACAUCAAGUGCAUCACGUGCUCGUCUGAGAUCACGUUCAAGACGGACCCGAAGCGGGGCGACUACGUCUCGGAGCACGGCUGUCAGCGCAACUUUGAGCCCUGGAGAGAGACCGAGGACGAGCAGGAGGCGGCGGACGCUCAACGCGUCGAGGAGGAGAAAGGAGACGCGAUGAAAGCGCUCGAGAACCGCACGCUCGACUCAAAGCGGGAGAUGGACAUUUUGGACGCGCUGGACGAGAUCAAGGCCAUCAAUCAGCGCCACGCGAAGGUGGAUACGGACAAACUGCUGCAGCAACGUGCCGAUGUGGGAACUGCCAGUCAAGACGAGCGGGACAAGCAGCUGGCAGAGGAUCGACGAGAAGCGCAUCGCGUGUUUGAGCAGAAAAAAGAGAAGCUGCAGCAGAAGGAAAUGACGUCGAGGCGACCGGGCGACGACGCAACGGAGAAAAGCGUGUCGACACCACUUGCUUCAGCUUCUGUAUUGGAGGACAAGAAAUUAGCGACACCAGCGCUCAAGUUAGCUGUGACGAUCACGAAGAAGAAGACAAGUGCUGCCACGAAGAAGAAGGUCAAGGUGAAGAAGCAGACUCGACCUUUGGCAAGCUUGGUGGCAGAAUAUAGCGCAAGCAGCGACGAAUAG
Messenger RNA from Peronospora matthiolae, 870 nucleotides. The record is from the annotation of a GenBank genome assembly. NCBI's taxonomy places the organism in Eukaryota, Oomycota, Peronosporomycetes, Peronosporales, Peronosporaceae.